Messenger RNA from Symbiodinium sp. CCMP2592, 6591 nucleotides. The record is from the annotation of a GenBank genome assembly. NCBI's taxonomy places the organism in Eukaryota, Dinophyceae, Suessiales, Symbiodiniaceae.
AUGGAUCCUUCGCAGAUUCCUGUGUCUGACAGCCCACUUGCUGGGAGCCCGUCCGCGGCCGGUGGACCGACUGUCCCGGAUCAGGCGACUGUCAUGAUGGAGAUGUUGCAAGCCGCUACUCAGGCAGCUCAGGCAGCAGCGGUGAGUGCGCAAUCUGUUGCGCAGCUGGUUUCUCGCACCGAAGCUUCUUCAGAGACGAGUGGAGCCACAGGUGGAGGCGGCUUUCAAGCGUACAAGCUUUUGAAGCACCCUGACCCUUUUGGAUCAGAGAACACUGACAAUGAUGCGGUUCAGUGGGGCGCCUGGCUUCACGGUUUCCGUACUUGGCUUAGUGUAGUGAACCCUGCUUAUGAGCCAGAAUUGCUUGAAGUGGAAUCCCGUUGCAGCGAGCCUUGCAUUUCGAUGGAUGUUUUGCCUGACCCGACCAAAUCCCGAAGCAGACAAUUGUAUGGCAUUUUGUCGACUUUGCUGAAGGGCCGACCGUUGCAGGUCUUGCGGCUGACUCAGAAUCAGCAUGGUUAUGAGGUCAUGCGUGUUUUGCAUCAGACCUUUCAGCCUCGGACCAGAAGCCGCGCGAUGGCCAUCAUCACGGCCAUCAUGGCCACUCCGGCCUUCAACAAGCAGUCUACGAUUCGCGAACAGGUUCAUGCCUUUGAGCGGGCGUGCUCAGAGUACUUGAAAGCAUCGGGAAAGGAAGUUAGUGAGGACGUGAAGUUUUCCAUCCUUCUGCGUUCAUUGCCCAAGUACCUUCGUGACCAUAUCAAUCUUUCUCUUACCGAAGAGACGACAUACGCUCAAGUUCGUGAGCAGAUCUUGCAGUUUGAAAAUGUAGCCAGCCUACCGACAUGGAUGUUGAAGAUGAGGGCAGAUCAGUCGGCGCGCGAUCGUGCGCGUGUACAGCAGGUGGAGGACUCUCAUCCACCAGCCAAUGCCUCUGCCGAUGCCUCUCCUGCGACUGCGGCUAGUGCCAACUCUCCUGCAAAGUCCGUCAAGAGCGUUCGGAUUGACCUGUCCGGUGACUAUGCCGGAGUCCUGAGUGGUGCGCCUUCGAUUCGCGCAGUGUCGUACCAAAGCAGUCCGGUAUCAUCCAAUGCAGUGCCGUACCCAAGCAGUCCGAUAUCAUCCAGUGCAGUGCCGUACCCAAGCAGUCCGGUAUCAUCCAGUGCAGUGUCCAUCCCGAGCCCACAGGAUUCGUGUCCCGAGUUGUGCUGUGCGGUAUACAGCAUGAGUGCCAGCGAUCACGAUGGCAGAUGGACGUUGGUCCCAGGUCCAGAGCCGGAUCCAGAGGUUCAUGUGCCCCUUGAUGGUCGUGUGUGGGCAGUCAACAGCUCCUUUAGCAGUGACGGUGAUGUUGUGGUGUGCAUUGACACUGCAGCUGAUGAGUCGUGCAUUCCGUACUCGUACUUUCAGGUUGGAAGCAAAAGUGCACAAGGUCCCAGAGGGCUAGUUGAUGCAUCCGGGAACGCGAUGCAAACUCGCGGUGUGCGACACGCCUCUUUGCAGGUUGGUGAUGUGGAGAUAGUUGAUAGAUGGGUUGUGACCGGGGUUAGUCAGCCUAUCUUGGCUACAGGCAAACUCCUCCGCCGGGGGUGGAAGAUCAUAGGUCACGAUAGCCCAGGUGGUCUCGCACUUGCCAGUCCCGAUGAGAGUGCAUGCAUCCCUUUGGACUUCCAGCACAAUACGCUCGUGUGCCGAGGUGCUGUGCGUGCCAUCAGCGAUCCCCUUGAAGGGCCAGGUGUUGUGCAAGUUUCUGGUUUGCUUGACAGGUUGCUGACCGAGCAUGAUUACUUGUCUGAGAUCGCUCCUUCGGUAUUUGCGGCAAAGCUUGUGUCUGACCGGCAUAUUGAUUUGGGGUUGUACGCGCCUCAUGAAGGUUUGGCUUACCGCACUACCUUGCUGCGCCAGGGUGCUGACUGGGUGCUGUUAGAGCUGAGUGAGUCUUUAGCUUCGCUGGAGACGCCUAACGAGUUGCUUCAUCCUUCUGGAGAGCAAUUUGAUCUGAUCGUGUUUGGUCAUCGUGAACAGCUAGGUCCUGAGGAACUUGGAUUCACUAUGCAAGGAGAGCCUGGCGGCGUUGGCAGCAUGGAACCUUCACCCUCAGGGAGCCGCCCUGAUGAUGCGUUGGCUGAGGUUGCCAGCCCAAGUGAGCCCGAUGAGUCAAGUGCGAAUCCAGCAGAGUCCGCUCAGGCCGAUGCCGUUAUGAUGGAAGCUCUCGCAGAUGAGCCGUCGGCAUUGCCCGAAAGCAUCACCAUCAACGAGGUCAUUUUGACACCGACGACCACGCUCUCUACCUUGAGGGCUGCGUGUACUUCUUUGGGUGUUGGCAAAAGUGGGUCGCGGGCUACUGUGUUUCGGCGGCUCGCGGAUAGACUGAAGACCCUUGAGCUUGCUGCCGCUGCCCGCGCAGCUGAAGGAGGCAGUGGAUUGCCUGUUGCUCAGGGUGUCGUCCCCAAGCAACCAAUCGAACCUACGCCAGAGCAGCGCAGAGCUCACGAGGCCACGCAUUGCCCGUAUGAAAGUUGGUGCGAACACUGCGUGGCGUUCAGGGGGCGUGAUGCUGGGCAUGCUGAGGUGAAAGGCUCCGAGGAUCGUAUGCCUUGCAUAAGUUUCGACUAUGGGUUUUCCGCUCGUGCCGAGGGUGAACCGAAGACCACAGCCCUUUUUGUUCACGAUGCUCACACUGGUUGGCGCGAAUGCUUCCCGGUCCCUGCCAAAGGAGGUGUUGUCAACGGCAUGAAUGUUCUAGUGUAUCUAGCUUCCGAGUUGUGCCGCUUGAUAUCCUUUCUUGGGUACAGCCAAGUGAUCAUCAGGUCCGAUGCUGAGCCCACGUGUUUGGCAUUGCAAAACGAAGUGAAGAAGCUGCGACUUAGCUUGGGGCUGAGGACCGUAUGUCAGCAGGUUCCGGAAGGAUCGCACCAAAGCAAUGGAGGUGCAGAAAUGUGUGUUCAUACGGUUCGUCAAGUUGCCGGGUCAAUCUUGUCGUUCUACGAAAAGAAGACAGGUCAAAAGGUAGCCGGCAGCCACCCACUGCACAGCUGGGCACUAAGGCAUGCGGCCUUUAUCCUGAACCGCUUUCAGGUACGGUCCGGAGGCCUAACGGCCUUCGAGUCUGCCCUUGGAAGGCCGUACAAAGGGGCCAUGAUUCCAUAUGGAGAGACGGUUAUGCUUUUAGUUCCUCAAGGAGCAAAGGGGAAGCCCAGAUUCGUGCAAGGACAAGUCCUUGGCAAGGUGAUGUCGAGUGAUCAAUGGAUUGGGUGCACGUCCUCGGGACGAUUAGUGUUGGCGCGCACCGCGCGACGCAUGCCGGCCGAGUUUCCCCCGCAGGACCCUAAGUUGCUUAAGGAUCAUCCUUGGAAGCACCCAGGCUUCAUCGCUGGAUCGGCAGGGCGUGUCCGUGUGCAGAGAGAGCCCAAGGUUGAGUUGCCAUCAGGCCUUUCGCCACUCCUCGCUGGCGGGGCCCAGGAACAGCUCGAGGCUGGCGGGGGAGAAUUGAUCGAAGAAGGCCGACAAACUGUGCCUGGUGACGUGACCUCACUUGAUUACUCUCCCAGUCCAGUGCCUUCUGUUGCCCCCGGAGCCGCUGCUCCUGCAACUGCUGAUUCUGAUGCUUUGAGCAGUGAUGCCGAAUCGACUUCUUCAGCUACGACGCCCGCUGAGUCUGCUGCGCCUGCUGUGCCCGCAGAACAGCCAGCGCCUAUGGAUUUGUCAGAAAGAGAGUCUCGUGAUCAUCCUGCUGCAGAGGACGACGAUGACCGUGCCAAGCGUGCUCGCAUCGCUGAGGUUUCUUUCGAGCACGGUGAGGAAGAUCCUGUGGAGUUUACGGCCGAAGACUGCGAACAAAUGUUUGAUCACGAUGAUAGUAUCGAUGAUCGAUCUGACGAGGCGCUUCCUUCGAGUGUGCCUCUGGAGCUGUACCGUCCGUUCAGUCCCGACGAGCCUGACUUGCCUCAGUCAGAGAUGUACGACCUAGAUGCUAUGGCAGAUCAGCAUGAGAUUUCACGGCUGUUAGGCAUGAAGGUUUUGAAGGAAGGCAGCCCGCUGAGCAGUGCCGCCAAGGUGUUGUCCACGCGCUUCGUCCGAACAUGGCGUGUGAAGCCACAUCCCGUGACAGGGCAACCUUCGUACCUGAGGAGGAGCCGCCUGGUGGCGCGGGAGUUCGCGCGUGAUGACCCUUCGAGAUCAGGGUUGUAUAGCCCGGCUAGUCAGCAGUUACUCACGAGAUUGUUGCCAGCUCUUUGGGGUUCGCGUGCCGAUCAUGUGAUGUUCUCCUUAGAUGUUGCGGAUGCCUACUUGUGCGUCGACCAGCCUUGCGAAAUGUGGGUAUCCCUGCACGGCGGACAAUACCAAUUGCUAAAGCUCCUUCCGGGGCAGCGAGAAGGGUCUGCUCGGUGGUAUGACAUGUUUUCUGCUGCACUCGUCGAGGCCGGAGCCACGGCUUGGCCUGCAUGCCCAGCCCUGUUUCGCUUGGAGGACGGUCAGGGCGCAGGUUUGACACAUGUAGACGAUUUACUUGGUGAAGGGUUUUUGGCAGCACUUCAGAAACUUACGGGGUUUCUUCAGACCAAGUUUUCGUGCAGUGUGCAGUUUCUUGUAAAGGCAGGUGACAGUAUUAGUUUCUUGAAGCGGGAACAUGUGAUGACGUCUGAUCGGAUGCUGACCAUCCGGAGCCAUCCGAAACACCUUGAGCGGCUCAUGGAAGUCACUGGAGUCCGCCAUGGGUGUACUGGCAAGAAGACGCCUCUGCCUUUGCAAGUGCCUGACUUGGUUGAGUCGCCGAGUUUAAGUGCUGAGCAGUCUGCAAAGUACAAAACAGCUGUUGGAAUCCUUCUGUAUGUGCAGGCCGAAAUCCCUCAUUGCCAGUUUGCCAUAAAGACGUUGAGCCAACAUCUUGGAAAUCCGACCGAGGCUUGUUGGUCGAUGUUAAAGCACCUAGUGCGCCACAUGACAAGCACGGCUGACUGGGCAUUGUCGAUGCAGCGUGUUGAGAAGGGCAUUGGUGUGCGUGCCCAGUGCCCCGGGCGCGACAUCGUGGAGUGUUACACCGAUGCGGAUUGGGCCGGCUGUCGGACCAGCCGGAAAUCCACAAGCGCCAUGGCCUUGUUCGUGAACUCCUUGUUCCUGAUGAGCGCCAGUCGGUCUCAAAAAGCCCUAGCUUUGAGCUCGUGUGAAUCCGAAUACACUGCCAUGGUCGGAGGAGCUGCAGACAUGUUGUAUGUUGGUGCCGCGCUGGAGUUCUUGUCAGGAGAGCAGCCUUCGUUGCAUUUGUUUUGUGACUCUUCGAGUGCCCGCCAGUUGGCAGCUCGCAAGGGUUGCGGCAAGAUCAGGCAUUUGCAGUUGAAGCUACUUUGGCUUCAAGACAAGCUUGCAGCUGCUGCGUUUCAGUUGCAUCCGGUGCCUACCAAGGAUAACCUGUCCGACCUGAUGACAAAGUCGUUGCGUGCCGAGCGUGUUGCAUACUUGCUCUUCCACUUUGGCAUGGUUGACACCAAGCAUGGGAAUGAUCUGAUCGGCGCUGAUCAAGUGCGCUCAGAUGAUGAUCGACAGGCUUUGAAGAUUGCAAUUCGUGCAGUCCGGCAGGCGAGCCGAGAUCCCCAGCAAAUGGCGAACGUUUUGCGUGUGUUGUCGUUGGUUGCGAUGAUUGAUUCCACCAGCGCCUUGAGCUUGGCUGCGCCAGAGGAGCCAACGGUGACAGCAGCCACAUGGGGAAUCGUUGCCUUGAUUGUCGGUUGCGUCUUCCUUGGAGUGCCGAGUGCACCAGUGUCGAUUGCCUGCUUGAUGACGCUGUUGACCUUGACCUUGUGUGGAUGCGACCUCUCUGACGAGGACCAGCAAGGGUUUAGGCUAGGAUGGGUUAUUAGCGUAGAGGUUGAUUGGUGUAGCCAAGGUUUCCUGCCGGGGUUUAUCCUUAGUGCCGCAAUAGGGUUGUUAGGUCUAGUUGCCACUUUGGUUUUCUUGCGUGCAAACGGCGCCAGUGCCGAAGCCUUACCAUCUUGCUUGAAUGAGAAUGGUGCCGAGCCGGAUCACACAGGUCCGAGUGCAGAUCUUGUGCCGCAGGGCGUGUCGUGCCCCAGCACCCAACUUGAUGAUGCAGGCAUUUCGAGCCAGGAUGUGUGUGGAGCUGCAGCUGAUACCUUGACCUCAGAUGAUCAUGAAGCUGACGUCGUGCCUGAUGCUGUUCUUGGGGAGCCUGAACCGAGUGAAAGCGCAGUCGAGUGGCUUUCAUAUCAGGAGUGGCUGGAUAGCCUUGACCCUCGAGAGUACAGGUACAUCUUCAACAUUGAUUCCGAGCCGGAAGAUGAGUUGCCAAGCUUCUUGAGUCUGUAUGGUCCUGACGUUCAGAACUAUGAGAACGAACAUGGCACCGCGCGAGGUUCUGAUGAGCCACCUGAUGCACAUGCAGCCGGCAGUGCUGCUGAGCCCCCUGUUGUCAAUGAUGAGCCGUAUGUGUACACCACGAGACGUGGCCGUAAGUUGCACAGAGCACCAACGUGUGCCACAUUGUACAACUCUCGAGCCAUCGAGACACUGCCAUUGUCUGUGGCGCAGCAGCGCUACCCUUGGAGGGCAUUUUGCAGUAUCUGCCAGGGCUGA